Molecule: messenger RNA, 981 nt
Organism: Hyphopichia burtonii NRRL Y-1933
Lineage: Eukaryota; Fungi; Ascomycota; Pichiomycetes; Serinales; Debaryomycetaceae
Gene: PCL2
Product: cyclin
Exons: 1
Coding region: 1-981 (326 amino acids)
Biological process (GO): regulation of cyclin-dependent protein serine/threonine kinase activity
Cellular component (GO): nucleus; cyclin-dependent protein kinase holoenzyme complex
Molecular function (GO): cyclin-dependent protein serine/threonine kinase regulator activity; protein kinase binding
Source: RefSeq, a predicted model, not a curated record
AUGUCAGAUAGAGAAGCAUUAAAAAUUUUUGCAAGACAGCCGGUUACUAAUGAAAUGAUUCAAUUUCUUGCUGCUACUACUAGUUCUAUAAUCCAAGUUAAGAGUUAUCAACCAAAAUACAGUCAAUUGAAUCAGCAAAAUAAUCUUUUAGUUAGUCAAGUAUCUAAAAAAUCCAUUUCAUUAGUUAAUUUUAUUAAAAAUUUAAUAAAAUAUUCCAAUGUUCAAACUCCAACUUUAAUGGCUAGUUUGAUUUAUCUUAAUAAGUUAAGAAACUUGUUACCAGCCAAUGCAAUUGGUAUGGAAACUACAAGACAUCGUAUCUUUUUAAGUGCAUUAAUAUUGAGUGCUAAAUCAUUGAAUGAUUCGAGUCCGCUCAAUAAACAUUGGACUAAGUACACCGAUGGUUUAUUAACAAUCGAAGAAGUUAAUAUGGCUGAAAGAGAGUUAAUCGGGUUAUUAAAAUGGGAUAUCAACAUUAAAGAGGAUGAAUUAUUAUUAACUUUACAACCAUUCUUAAGUUCAAUUAAAAAAUCUCUUAUCAAGAAACAACAUGAUGAAUCUGUACAAAAAAUUAACUACUAUAGAUUAUCCAACUCUUACAGUCAAAGAUCGUUACCUUUACCUUCCCCAACAACUCCAACAAGUGUUUCAUCUUCAAUUUCAUCUCAUUCUUCUUUGACUUCGUCGAAUUCAAAUCAUUCAUUAUUAUCUUUGAAUCGCUCAAAUACUUCCUCUUCUUUAAUUGAAGAUUCAGAAUACCCAAUCGACGAUAUAAAGAAGAGAUUGCCUUUAUCUUCUAAAAACAUCAAUACUUUAAAUCGUCCUACUAAUGCUCCUCGUCAAUUAAAAAACAUCCCCUACAAUCGUCAACUGUCAAGUUACUCUGAUAAAUUAACUCAUUUCUAUAAUCAAAAUGAAGAUAAUCUUUUAUUAAAAGAUUCUAAAAUUAAUUUAUCAAGGGCUGGUAAAAUCGUAUCAUAA